AUGACAGGUCUUCCAGAAUUCGAUUUUCCACCUUUGGAUCCAUUCUUUUAUGAAUAUGGUAAAGCAGUAAUUGAUAGAGGUUUAGUAGAUGGAGUAGCAAACGUAUCAAAUUUCAUUGGUGAGGGUUAUGCAAAGACACGUUUUUUGGGUGUAAGAUCGCAUUUUGCCGACAAAGUUUUUCGCUUGAAUAUUAACGUACAAAUACCAAAAAUAGUUGGUUCUGGUGAACUUGAAACAGAAAGUAUUCUAGCAGAGUUCAAAAUAAAUGGCAAAGGGCCAUUCAAUAUAACUAUGGAAGGUCUGCAAGUUGAAUGGAUUAUAAAAGGCCACGUAACAAAUGAUACAUGGACUGUAGAAGAUUUUUAUGCAGCUCCUGCGCUUAAAAAACUCACGCUCUACUUUGAUAUACUCGACAAUAAAGAAUUCAAUGACUUUGUCGUGAAUUUUAUAAAUGCAUUUUGGCCGUCACUAUAUCAAGCAAUAUUGCCAGCAGCAGUAAAAAUGUGGAAUCCGUGGAUGUGUGACUUGGCCAAUCGCUUCUUUUCGAAAGUUUCUUUUACGAAAAUAUUUCCAUAA
This is a messenger RNA of Linepithema humile (Argentine ant), 576 nucleotides long. RefSeq lists its product as uncharacterized. Lineage: Eukaryota; Metazoa; Arthropoda; Insecta; Hymenoptera; Formicidae. The record is from RefSeq and is a predicted model, not a curated record.